AUGUCUUUUAUAAAUAUUUGUCGUGAUAACACCGAUCCCUUCUACAGGUACAAAAUGCCUCCUCUUCAAUCCAAGACCGAAGGUAGAGGUAAUGGUAUCAAGACCGCUAUUGUCAACUUAGGUGAGGUUUCACGUGCGUUGAACCGUCCCCCAGCUUACUUGGUCAAGUUUUUCGGAUAUGAAUUAGGUGCUCAGACCCAAAUUCAAACUGAUCGUUAUUUAGUCAAUGGUGCACAUGAUACUUCAGAAUUACAAGAUUCCUUGGAUGGAUUCAUUAAUAAGUUUGUCCUUUGUGGAUCUUGUAAGAAUCCAGAGACGGAAAUUGUCCUCAAGGGUAAAGAUACUUUGGAAAGAGAUUGUAAAGCUUGUGGUAAAGUCACUAUUAUUGAUCCAAAACAUAAAUUGUAUUCAUAUAUUGUCAAGAACCCACCAGACAAUAAAAAGGGUAAAAAAUCCGCUACUGCAACUGCUAAUGUUGUUGGUGGAGGUAAAUCAAUUUCUGACAUUGCAGCUGGUCAUGAUUCAAAUGAUGUCAGUCAAAAUGGCAUUGGAGAGGGAGAAGGCCAGGAUGAUGAUGAAGAUGAUGAUUUGUUGGCUAAAAAAAUCAAUGCUGAAGCUGCCAUGUUGCAAGAUUUGAAAAUUAAGGAUGAUGAAUGGGCAGUUGAUAUGAGUGAAGAAGCAGUUGCUGCAAGGGCUAGAGAAUUGGAAGCAUUUGAUUCUUCAAAUGCGUAUGAACAAUUGGGUGAAUGGUUAUUGUCUGAAUCCGACAACAAUGUCGCUAAUUUACCUUCUGAUGUUGAAAUUUAUAAGAAAAUUGUUGAAUUAGAUCUUGUUGAAUCUCCAGCAACAUUACAAGUUCUCGCACAAACGUUGUUCGAUUCCCAAAUUCUAGAUCAAAUUGAACCCCACGUUGGUCUCUUGACGAAGUUAAUCAAUGGUGAUGAAGAAUUUGAAAAAUCGUUACUUGGUGGAUUAGAAAGAUUAAUUGGAUUACUGUACCCUAAUGAAUUAGUCCCUCAAACUCCCAAGAUCUUGCAUGCAUUUUAUGAUCGUGAUUUGAUUAGUGAAGAAGUUAUUAUUCGUUGGGGUUCAAAAGUAUCCAAGAAGUAUGUGCCUAAGGAUGUUUCUAAAAAAGUUAGAAAAGCUGCCAAGCCUUUUGUUCAAUGGUUACAAGAAGCUGAGGAAGAAAGUGAUGAAGAAUAG
This is a messenger RNA of Lodderomyces orthopsilosis Co 90-125, 1203 nucleotides long. RefSeq names its product translation initiation factor eIF5 (gene TIF5). Lineage: Eukaryota; Fungi; Ascomycota; Pichiomycetes; Serinales; Debaryomycetaceae. Gene Ontology annotation, molecular function: GDP-dissociation inhibitor activity; eukaryotic initiation factor eIF2 binding; translation initiation factor activity. Gene Ontology annotation, cellular component: cytosol. Bases 1 to 1203 code for a protein of 400 amino acids. Gene Ontology annotation, biological process: formation of translation preinitiation complex; formation of cytoplasmic translation initiation complex; translational initiation. The transcript has a single exon. The record is from RefSeq and is a predicted model, not a curated record.